UUUCCCCCAACAGAUUUUUUAUUUUUCCAUGCCUUUUACAACUUCUCUUUUCUGGCAUGAGAAGCCUGGUGAUUGGCCUGUUAUGAAAUGUUGUGAGAAUAACCACUUUUUUACCUGGUUGAAGCUGCUGGUUUCCUGAAAGGCUCCUGCAGUGCCUAGCGGUGCCUCCGAUGGAUGCGGAGGAUGCCGCAGUGAAGCUGCAGACCCAGAAAGUGUCCGAAGAGAAAAACGUGAACAAGCACAAGCACGAAUUUAACUUUGAAAAAGCUCGUUUGGAAGUGCACAGGUUUGGGAUCACUGGCUACGAGAAGCAGGAGCAACGCAUGUUGGAGCGGGAGCGAGCCAUCAUGCUGGGRGCCAAGCCCCCCAAAAGAGAACAUGUGAACUACAAGAUUUACCAGGAGAAAAUGAGAGAGAAAAGGACAAUGAGGAAUGAUGAUAAUGGAAAGCAGGAACAUAAGGGAGGCUCUCCUAAGAAGAAGAAGAAAGAACAGAAGGAGAGGAUGACCAAAAAGAAGAAAUCGGUCCCCAGCAUUUGGCCUGCAGGACAAGUUGGAAAAUUCAGAGAUGGGGCCUUGAUUCUGCAUAGCAGUGACAUAAAGAAAAUUAAAUCAUCUAAAGUUAUCAAGUGAACUUACAAAACAGAAUGAAAUGGACAAUAAAAACAUAAUAUGUUGCCACCACAAUGCAUCAUUCUUGCUUUCCCACCACCUCCUGACUCUUAUCUGGCUUUUAGUUUUGCAGUUUCCCCUUCUUCUG
Messenger RNA from Nothoprocta perdicaria, 759 nucleotides. It is a transcript of the gene FSAF1, whose product is annotated as chromosome unknown C1orf131 homolog. The coding region runs from base 171 to 632 and encodes 153 amino acids. Lineage: Eukaryota; Metazoa; Chordata; Aves; Tinamiformes; Tinamidae. The record is from RefSeq and is a predicted model, not a curated record. The transcript has 6 exons.